UUUUUUUUUUGUAACUUUACCGGUGCCUGUGAAAGUGUGGCGAACCGCGGAGCAGCGUUCGGAGUUCAGGAAACAAACUCCUGAUGAAGAAGACUUGGUAUCCUCGACCUCCUCACAGACUCAGCAGGUGAAGAGGAGCUGCCAUGGUGGCCGCCACCAUUCCUCACUUCUUGUUCCUCUUCCCCCUUUUCCUCCCUCCCCACCCCUUCUGCUCUGCUGACAAGGACAUGUCAUUGUCGGCGGUGAGUCUAGAUGGUGCCCCCCUUUCUCACAUGGUUUUGGAUCCAACGUCUGGCUUUCUGUAUGUGGGUGGUGUUGACCACCUCUACCAGUUCACGUCUGCUCUAAAGAUGAUUUCGCAUGUCAGGACUGGUCCUCACCUGGACUCCCCCGAUUGCCUUCCCCCGAUUGUCCCCAAGGACUGCCCCUCGGCCUCACUCACACACAACCACAACAAACUACUGCUGCUUGAGACGGGCCAGGGGAUUGAGCCAGGGAGUCUGAUUGUCUGUGGGUCGCUAUUUCAGGGAAUCUGUGAUAAACGGAGUCUGUCCAACAUCUCUCAAAUCAUCUAUCAGACAUCAAACCCUGUUGACACUCAAUAUGUCGCUGCCAACGACCCACGUAUCUCCACAGUUGCUGUGGUCAUCAUUGUAGAGAAUAAACAGGAAGCGGGUGGCCUGCUGCGUCUCAUGCUGGUUGGGCGGGGUUACACGAGUAAAGGACCUGGGGACGUCCCUCCUAUUACAACUCGACGUCUCUACCCAGUGGUCGCACCUCGCAGGGCAUUCUCUCAAGAGGAAGAGCUUGGUAAACUGGUUGUGGGAAGUUACUCUGAGUACAACAACCACUUUGUAAAGGCCAUGAUGCACGGCGAACACGUUUACUUCCUGUUCUCUAAAAGGGAUAUGUGGCACAAAAAAGAGUACCGUACAUAUGCUUCCCGGCUCUGCACCUCGGACCGCAGUUUCUACUCCUAUGUAGAGGUGCCACUGGUAUGCCAUGGCGGUUACAACUUGGCUCAGGGUGCAUGGCUGGGGAAUCAUUCUGGUGAAGCGGCCUUAUUUGUGGUCAUGGCAGCAGGACAAGCCUCCACACCUGUAGCAACAGGACGAUCUGCGUUGUGCAUAUACAGAAUGGUGGGGCUGGAUGCCAUGCUACGGCGGGCACAGGAAGUAUGCUACACAGAGGGAGGGCGGGGCAGCAGCGGACAGGAAGAAGCCUACAUCGAGUAUGCCGUGUCGUCCAAAUGCCUUAGGUUACCAAAGGCAUCCAUGCAGGAGUAUCCUUGCGGAGGUGAACACACCCCCAACCCUAUCGCCAGUACUGUUCCACUUGAGGCUUCUCCCACCUUUACGUACAACACACUGCUGACUGCUGUUACCACGACAACAGAGGCUGGACACACAAUCAGCUUCCUAGGAGACAAAGGUGGACAGUUACACAAGGUGAUGGUGCAUUCUGAUUGGUCAGGUGACCACUACAACACUGUUAUGGUGGACAGUGGGAAUGCUGUCACUGCUGACCUCCUGCUGGACCAAAGACAAGAACAAGUCUAUGUACUGACCAGCAGUAAGUUGUCUAAAGUUUCAGUGUCGUCCUGUGAGACACAGACAGACUGUCAGUCCUGUCUGGCUGUUAGAGACCCCUAUUGUGGCUGGUGUGUCCUGGAGGGAAAGUGUUGUCGUAAACAUCAGUGUAAUCGCCACCAUCGGACUAAUCACUGGCUUUGGAGUUUUGAGCCAACCAAUCAUUGUGUGAUGGUACAUGAUGUGCAGCCGGCAAUUCAGAGCAUCGAUCAGCGGAUGCAGGUCACACUUUCUGUGCUCCGGCUCCCCACUCUCACAGAGGUGGAGACAAUGUCCUGUGACUUUGGGCUUUACCCACCACAGCCUGCUAUUGUCAUGGGAACCAAUGUCAUCUGUCAGUCGCCUGCACCAAAGCUCCUCCCACAAAUACCUUCAGGAAGUGAUCACCUGAUCCUGCCAGUGUCACUUAAGUUUGGUCAUGUCACCAUCGCCACAGGAAACAUGACUUUUUAUGACUGUGGAGCAGUGAGUCACCUGAAUCAGAGUGCGCAGUGUCUCUCGUGUGUCCUCAGCGUGUGGAAUUGUAACUGGUGUCCUUUAGAUCAACUCUGCACUAACAACCGCACCUGUCCUAGUAAACACAUCAUCCUUAACCAAAGAAACUCUCCUGGUCCUAGCUUGUGUCCUCUCAUCUUUGCACUGCAGAGUUCCGCUCUUGUGCCAAUGAGCCUGAACACCAGCGUGGUGCUGCAGGGACAAAACCUGGACUUUUUUACAGAUGAAGCUUUAUGCGUCUGCAUUGUGGAAAUUGAGAGAGUCGAGUUUGAACUGAAGGCUGAACAGGAGAAACACAACGAAACGCACAUAUUCUCUUGCAGUGCUCACAAGUUCCAGUCUCCUCUACGUCAGCUCGAGUAUUCAGCACCUGUAUAUCUGCGCAUAGGAGAGAGACGCAUUGACACAUCUCCUGGUCUUCACCUCAAGUUGUACGACUGCUCCGCGGGCCAAACAGAUUGCUCUCAGUGUUGGGCAGUGCCAGAGGAGUAUGGCUGCGUGUGGUGUCCUGGAGGCUCCACCCCGAGAUGUAUUUACAAACAUUUGUGUACCAGUGAACCUGCAGACACCUGCCCUGCUCCCAACAUCAGUCAAGUAAUCCCUGUCUCUGGUCCGUUGGAGGGUGGAGUCUUGGUGACAAUCACAGGUUCAAAUCUAGGAAUGAAGUUUGAGGACGUAGUGGGAGGAGUAACGGUUGCAGGAGUUCAGUGUCUGCCUCAAUUUGAAAGUUAUAAGAUCUCAACCAGAAUUGUGUGUGAACUUCAGCCCAGUGGGAAACAGAGGAAAGGACAUGUUGUUGUUACAGUUGUUGGAACAUCUUUACCAGGGCGAUCAUCCCAAAUUUUCACCUAUCAGGACCCUCAGCUAACAGCUCUAGUUCCUGAUAAAGGUCCAGUUUCUGGGGGAACUAGAUUGACCAUCAGUGGACGCCACCUGCUGACAGGACAGACCUGUGACCUGAAGGCUUUCCUGGGCACUCAGCCCUGUCACAUCAUACAGGAAGUGUUAGAUUCUCAGCUGCUCUGUCAGACCACCUAUAGUCCCCAUCCCCAGGAUGUGUCUGUUCAGAUUUUGUUUGGAAAAACAGUGCGCAGUAUUCCAAACCUAAGCUUCCGUUACAUGGAGGAUCCAAUCAUCACUGACGCCACACCCUCUGAGAGUUUCUAUGCAGGAGGACGUGUUGUCAAGGUGACAGGCAGGAACCUGAACGUUGUGCAACAACCAGUCAUCUCAGUGUUGGUAGAGCCUGUGGAGGUCCAGAGAGUGAAGCGGAAAAAACGAUUGGCUUUGUUGUCUUCUAAACAGCAGCUGGUUUUCAACAGUUCCAUGAAUACAGUGUCUGAGCGCUGCUUGUUGAUGUCACCAACUCAAAUGAAUUGUCUCACUCCAGCCGUGGCCUCACAGGUCAGAGUGAAGGAUGUCUGGUUUCAGUUGGACAACGUAAGGGUCCGCUUUGAGAGCAUCAAGGGUAAACGUUUUUCCUAUUAUCCGAACCCAGACCUUUUCCGUUUGAACAGAGACGUUCCAGAUACUCCAUAUCGUUUUAAACCAGGAGGAGUGAUCGCUGUUGAGGGUCUGGACCUGACCAAAGCCAUGUCCAGACAGGAGGUGAAGGCUCGCCUGGGGGACCAGGAGUGUGAGGUGAAAACUCUGGACAACACUCAUCUCUACUGUGAACCUCCUGAAAAUCAACCAGCCAGUGCGGACGAUAGCAGCCCAUUGCCCAGCCUAAAGGUGUUGUUGGGAAACCUCGAGGUGGAUCUAGGACUCGUCCAGUAUGACAGUGACACACUUCUGACUCCUUUCCCAUUGGCUGCUCUGAUUGGUUUAGGAGCAGGGGCAGCUGUGAUCAUCCUGUCAGUGCUUGUUGUCAUCCUCAUGUACAGGAGAAAGAGUAAACAAGCCCUCCGAGACUAUAAGAAAGUUUUGCUGCAAUUGGAAACAUUGGAGAUCAACGUGGGAGAUCAGUGUCGCAAAGAGUUUACAGACCUGAUGACAGAGAUGUUGGACUUGAGCAGUGAUGUUGGAGGACCAGGGCUCCCCCUGCUGGACUACAGGACGUAUGCAGAGAGGGUUUUCUUUCCUGGUCAGCAGAGAGCUCUGAUGAACCAACAACUGGACCUGCCAGAGUCUAGGAGGUCCACAGUGGAACAGGGUCUACAACAGCUCAACAACCUGUUAAACAACAGGGUCUUUCUGACGAGGUUUAUCCACACUCUGGAGGCACAGCAGGGUUUCUCUCAGAGAGACCGCGGUUAUGUGGCUAGUCUUCUUACUAUGGCCCUCCAUGACAAACUGGAGUACUUUACUGAGGUCAUGAAGACCCUGCUGCAGGACCUGGUCCAGCAGUACGUGGCCAAGAACCCUAAACUUAUGCUGCGCAGGACAGAGACAGUUGUAGAAAAGAUGUUGACAAAUUGGAUGUCAAUCUGUCUGUACUCCUUCCUAAAGGAAGUAGCAGGAGAGCCUCUCUACGUCCUCUUCAGAGCGAUAAAAUACCAGGUAGACAAAGGCCCGGUGGAUGUUGUUACAGGAAAAGCCAAGCGAACGCUGAACGACAGUCAUUUAUUGCGCGAUGACAUUGACUACAGCGCCAUGACCCUGAAUGUCAUGGUGAAGAACGGUGUUGAGGUUCAUCAGUGUCCUGUUAAAGUCCUUGAUAUUGACACCAUAACACAGGUGAAGGAUAAGAUCCUGGAUCAGGUUUACAAAGGUGCUCCAUUCUCCCAGAGACCAGCAGCUGAUAGUUUGGACCUAGAGUGGCGUUCAGGUCAAGCGGGCCACCUCACUCUGUCAGACGACGACGUCACAGCGGUGGUUCAGGGUCGCUGGAAAAGAAUCAACACACUGCAGCACUACAAGGUUCCAGACGGAGCAACAGUCGCUUUGGUUUCUCGCUGCCAGAGCUCAGGUGGAGUCAAUCAGGUGUUCCAGACUGGAGAGAAAACACCAAUGCUUGAGGACGAAGAAGAUGAGGGUCUGCGUCAGUGGCAUCUUUUAAAAAGCAGUGAAGAUCCAGAGAUUCCAAAACACCGGAAGAGCAGCAUGAGGGAGAGAGAGCGAGCAAAGGCAAUACCAGAGAUUUACCUGACCAGACUACUGUCCAUGAAGGGAACACUACAGAAGUUUGUGGAUGACGUGUUCGUGGCAAUCCUUAGUACGAAGCAUCUUCCUCCCAUUGCCGUCAGGUUCUUUUUUGAUUUCCUGGAUGACAUGGCAGAGAAACAUGGAAUUAACGACCCAGAGACUGUCCACAUUUGGAAGACAAACAGUCUUCCUCUUAGGUUUUGGGUUAACAUCUUGAAGAAUCCUCAGUUUGUUCUGGACAUUCAGGUGACGGAUAGCAUUGAUGCUGUCUUGUCUGUCAUUGCUCAGACCUUUAUUGAUUCUUGCACCACAUCUGACCACAAAGUGGGACGGGACUCGCCGGUCAACAAGCUGCUGUAUGCCAGAGAAAUUCCUCGAUACAAGCAGAUGGUGGAGAGGUAUUACAGUGACAUCCACAGCGCUGCAUCUGGCUGUUACCAGGAGAUGAAUUCUACUUUGACUGAACUGUCUGGGAGUUUUGCAUCUGAGAUGAAUAGCCUUGUUGCUCUUCAUGAACUGUAUAAGUACAUUAACAAGUAUUACGACCAGAUUAUCAUGUCUCUGGAGGAGGACAGCUCAGGACAGAAGAUGCAGUUGGCCUAUCGGUUACAGCAAGUUGCAUCUCUGGUGGAGAACAAGGUCACCGACCUCUGAUGACCUUGGUGACCUGUUGUACUUGUUGUGACCUUCAGAAAAAUCGACUGAAGAAUCUUAAAAAAAAAAAACCAACACUGGACUUUUUUUUUAAUGUCUUCCUGUUUAUACUGUAUACUGUGUGUGUGUGUGCGUGUGUGUGUGUGUGUGCGUGCGUGUGUCCGUGUGUGUGCGCAUGUCUUAGACAGCUGCCAAACAGUCUGACUGACUGACUGAACAUUACCAUAACCUGAGCUCAAACCUAAACUAAACCAAACGUGAUUGGAGCUAGUUUAGUCUGGGAUUUUAAAAUGACAAUCUAACCAAUCAGAUCAGGGAACAGCCUCUCCUCCUGCCUUGAACUACAUUUGCCAGUAUUCCUUGCUCUCUGCACGUAAACAGACUGCACAACAUCAACCUUUUUAAUGGGAAACAUUUAUUUCUUAUUGAUGUAUUAUUAGGGAGCAGAACUAUCUUACUACUGAAACCAGCAUAGCCAGUACAUGCAAUGAUAACAAUGCAUUAUGAGAAUAAUCUAACUAACACUGACUCUAUGGCACUUUCAUGUGGAUCUUGGGAGUUUUUUUUUUCCCUUACCUUCAGUCUGACUCCAUUUUCUGUCCACCUCAGCUAAAGAAGAACGCCAACUUUGAAUACCAGCCUUCUAAACUUCCAGGUCUAGUCCUAAAUAACAGUCCAGGUUCUCUAGUUUAAAACGUUUGGGGUGAACUUUUGAAAAAAAAAAAAAAUUUUUUUUAAAUGCAUAAUUAUUUUUGUACAUUGUAAAAUUGAACCAAAAUAAUGUGUUAUUUUACUGAUGGAAUGUUUAAAGCACAAAGUAUGAAAAAUAGAAGGAGCAGAAACUAGAGUC
Messenger RNA from Cynoglossus semilaevis (tongue sole), 6675 nucleotides. RefSeq names its product plexin B3 (gene plxnb3). Gene Ontology annotation, molecular function: protein binding; semaphorin receptor activity. NCBI's taxonomy places the organism in Eukaryota, Metazoa, Chordata, Actinopteri, Pleuronectiformes, Cynoglossidae. The transcript has 40 exons. Gene Ontology annotation, cellular component: plasma membrane; semaphorin receptor complex. Gene Ontology annotation, biological process: positive regulation of axonogenesis; regulation of cell shape; regulation of cell migration. Bases 144 to 5825 code for a protein of 1893 amino acids. The record is from RefSeq and is a predicted model, not a curated record.